This is a messenger RNA of Thlaspi arvense, 1065 nucleotides long. Lineage: Eukaryota; Viridiplantae; Streptophyta; Magnoliopsida; Brassicales; Brassicaceae. The record is from the annotation of a GenBank genome assembly.
GAGCAGUAAGAGAGGUCCCACGAUUGGGAUUCCAAGCUGGACUCUCAAAGGCCAAUCAGCUUCGGGAUCAUCCCGUUACUUUUGGGAUAAGAUGCCACGUCGUAGUGGAGGCAGAAAAAAAAAAAAAAGAGGAAAAGAUAAGACAUAUAUGGAUACACAAAGGUUACCGAAGAAAGAAGAACAAGAAGAAGAAGAGGCUGAUCACCAACCUUCUUCAACCAAUGCUUUCUCUCAAGACCAAUACAACCAUUCUAUGGAUGAUUUCGACCGCAUUUUCGACAUCACCAUUGACAGUUCAAACUGCUCUCAUGGACUCACCUGGGAUUUCUGGGAAGAAGAAUACAUCGAAGAAGAUGUGGAGGAAGAAGAAAAAAGAUUGAGUACUGAUAACGAAGGCUCAAGUUCUGGGUUUUGGGACAAUAGGUCGACGGAUUAUGAAGAUAAAGAGUUGGGUCUGAAGCUGAAUCUGAACCAUCAAGAAAGAAACACGAGAAGAGAAGCGAGUGUGUUAAGGUACAAAGAGAAGAGGCAGAGUAGGCUCUUCUCUAAGAAGAUAAGGUAUCAAGUCAGAAAACUCAACGCUGAUAAACGACCUCGUUUUAAGGGUCGGUUCGUGAAAAGGGAGACUUAAAAAGGGGAAAAAUAUCUCCAGCCUUCGUUGUGUCUUUUUCUAUUACUAUUAUUAUUUCAUAUAUUAUUUGUACCUUUCGAAAUAUCAAUAUCGACUUUUACAACUUUGUAAAGUUUUAAACGAAUAUAUCUUAUCGACGAGAAAAAAGAGAUGCAAAAUAUCAUUGAAGCAGAGGAAUUGAAGAUUACAUGAAGAGGACGUAUAUGGCAAGUCUUUGUCGUCGAAUUGGUGGGGCCUAAGUCUAAAAAGGGUUCACCACAUGUUUGAAUCGAAAACUAACCAAUCCUUUGUCGGGGCCAAGUGCCAACUACGUAUCAACAACAUCAUUACAGAAAUUUCAUAUAUUGUAGUCAGUGAAUGGCAAUGCUCCUUUAUUAACAGUGUUAUUAUUUUUAGAUUGCGUAGAAAUAACCCGGCUAAUUCCAAUGUUUUUU